AGUUUCAAAAUGAACAGUAGUUUGUACGUAUAUUAUUUAUUGCUGGGUGUAGUUAUAUGCGACGACUCACCCUUACUAAGAUUUUAUUAUAGGUCUAUUGAUGACUACAAAGAAUUUAACUUCAGUGAAGCUUAUCAAGUACUUUCUACACAAUGGUAUAAUCCUAAUCGAACUACUGUUAUAUUUACCCACGGAUUUCGAGGUAAUCCCCAAGGGCCAGCUGUAACUGCCGUAAUAAAGUCUUAUUUGGAACAAGGAAAAAGCAAUGUUGCAUUGUUAAAUUGGGAAAAGUUGGCAGCACCAGUGCUUCCUAGUGUGUUCAAUUCUUAUGCAAAUUGGGCUGCACCUAAUGCUAGAAAGGUGGGGCAAUAUUUUGCUGAAACUCUGCUAAACCUGUCGGAUGCUGGACUUAAUUUAGAUAACAUACACCUAAUCGGCCACUCUUUAGGCGCUCAUCUAUUCGGUAUAGCUGGAAAUACGUUGUCUAAAGAAGGAACUCAAGUACCAUGGAUAACAGGUUUAGAUCCCGCCUCAGUCGGGUUUGAGACUAGACCCUUGUCAUCUAAAUUACACGCGGGCUCCGCAGGCUUCGUAGAUGUCAUUCACUCGGACCCUGACCGAUACGGGUACAAACGACAAAUGGGUACAGUUGACUUCUGGCCUAAUUAUCGAACUCUGGGGCCUGUCAUACAGCCGGGAUGUGACAAUCGACAACAUUCUACAUUCAGUAUGGAAGAUUUAUGUAAUCACAAUAGAAGUUGGCAGAUUUUGGUGGACACUUUAAAAUACCCAGGCACCAUAAUUGGGCGGUUUGCAGAGAAUUAUAGAAAAUGGAAGAACUAUUCACAACAAGAUGGAGAUGCUAUAGUAUUGGAAAUUGGAGUUUGUUUGGAAAAUAUAGUCCCAGGAAAUUAUUAUUUUAGAACAUUUGCUGAAUCUCCGUACGGAAUGGGCAGUGGUGGUUUAUAUCCAUAGGAGCAAGCCCGGCCUAAUUAUUACUCACAUUAAAAUGAAAACAACAUCAAUUAUUAUAUUGACUAAAUUAUUAUUUUCAUUUAUUGACUGGAACGAUAACAAAUGUAUCGUUAUCGUUACAGUCAAUUUAAGCCUUAAUUCAAACUAAAGCAGCAGGUCUUAUCUGGAGUAUGAUCUUAAUAUGAAUUUUAAUUUAAUACAUAUUUGUAAUGUUCUUUUGAAACGUAAUAUAUAACUACAGCAACAUAAUAAGCGGAAUAAAUCGACAACAAUAACGGUAAAUUCUUUUAUUGACUGCUAGUUUAUAAUUUAAUUAUAUAAGAUGGUGUUAGAGGGUGUAAACAAUGUCAUUGUAGAGUCAUGGUAUACAUUACAUAAUAUUAGUUUCAUAGUUUAAAUGUAGCCUUUCCUUAUACAUGUGUACUCGAAGUCAUAGAAAAUGGAUCUAUAAGAAUAUCUACUAAGAGUUUGCCAUCGAUAUAAUGAUUUGUUAUUCAUCAAGAAUUGGAUAGAUUAAUCACCCGGGAAUUUUUUCACAAAUCAUUAUAGCACUUAAAAAGAAAAUGGAUUCCUUGAUGAGAAUGCCAAAUAAUACCGCACUUUUGUAUUGCAAAAUUAUACUCUACUUAAUUUUUUACUUUAACGUAUAGUUUUUAUAUACUUUACUAUUUGUAAUAAAUCAACAAUAUCUCUACCAUUAUUGGUCCCGAUAAAACUUCAUCAUAUACCGUAGUGGGUACUUAAAAAAAUAUAGUAAAAAAAUAUUAAUAAAUUAAUCAUUGAAGGAUUAAAAUUUAAUUAUUGUUAUACAUAUAUAUAUAUUAAAACAGUUAAUACAGCUAUGAAGUUUA
Molecule: messenger RNA, 1826 nt
Organism: Achroia grisella
Lineage: Eukaryota; Metazoa; Arthropoda; Insecta; Lepidoptera; Pyralidae
Product: lipase member H-B-like
Exons: 8
Coding region: 10-975 (321 amino acids)
Molecular function (GO): lipase activity
Source: RefSeq, a predicted model, not a curated record